Molecule: messenger RNA, 1285 nt
Organism: Podospora pseudocomata
Lineage: Eukaryota; Fungi; Ascomycota; Sordariomycetes; Sordariales; Podosporaceae
Exons: 3
Coding region: 1-1158 (385 amino acids)
Molecular function (GO): methyltransferase activity
Source: RefSeq, a predicted model, not a curated record
AUGGCCGAGUCCGAGUCCACUCCGGCAGCAGCUGCGCCGCAGGCAUCGGCUUCUUCACCGGCUGGUUCCCCACCUCCGACCACCGCUCCUGCCGCUGCCGCUUCCACUCCGGCAUCCCCGAGCGCUGCUGAGCAGCCGGCCGCCGUUGCCCAAAUUGCAGUCGACUCCAACCCCAUCUACCAUCCCCAAACACUGGAGGACGAUGACGACAAUGACUCUUCGCUUGGUGAUGAGAAUGCUCUUUCUACUGCCUCCAUCAGCUCCAGCAUCCUGCAGUACCGCAAGCUUCACGGCAGGACCUACCACAACUUUGGUGGUGCCGACAAGGUAGAGUACUGGGCCCCCAAUGACGACGCCCAGAAUGACCAGCUAGACAUCAACCACCACCUCCUCAACCUGGCCCUGGACAACAAGCUCUUCUUCGCCCCCCUGUCCAAGCCCACCCGCGUGCUCGACGUCGGCACCGGCACGGGCAUGUGGGCCAUCGACUUUGCCGAUGAGUUCCCCGACUGCGAGGUCACGGGCAUCGAUCUGUCUCCCAUCCAGCCGACCUGGGUGCCGCCCAACUGCAAGUUCGAGCUGGACGACGCCUCCCAGCCCUGGACUUUCCCAGACAACCACUUUGACUACAUACACUUCCGGUACAUGAUUGGGUGCUUCAAGGACUGGCCGGCCGUGUACCGGGAGGCGUACCGGUGUCUGAAGCCGGGCGGCUGGAUCGAGCACUUGGACUGCACGGCGGAUGUGCUGUCGGAUGACGGGUCGCUGCCCAAGGACACGGUGUUUGUGGAGUGGAAGAAGGUGUUCAAGGAGGCGGGGGACAAGAUGGGCCAGACGUUUGAGGUGGUGGACAAUGACAACUAUGUUGGGUGGCUGAAGGAGGCUGGGUUUAAGGAUGUGAAGAAUACGAUUAUCAAGACGCCGGUGGGGUCGUGGCCGGCGGAUCCAAAGUGGAAGGAGGUUGGGCAGUUCAACCAGUAUAUGCUCGACGGCGGGAUUGAGGGGCUGGGGUUGUAUAUCAUCACGAACGUGCUGGGGUGGAAGUAUGAGGAGAUGCAGGUGUUUAUUGCCAAGGUGAGGGCUGGGUUGAGGAACAAGAACUGGCAUAGCUACUGCGUUUGGGGUGCUGCUUGGGGCCAGAAGCCCUACGACGAGUGAAGGAUAUGCUUGAAGGGGGGUGUGUAAUGCUGGCGAUGAGGACGCGAGUUUAGAUCAUUACGUGCCAUUUAUUAGAAUGCCAACUUUGUUCGCGCCCACGAAUCAAGAGUUCCAUUCCCCGAACGCC